CGGGCCAUCUAGUGAUCUCUCUAGGCGUCUGUCCUCUUCGCCAAGAAAUCGACAGCCACCGACCGCGCACCGUUACAAAUGCUCCGAUCCAUUCUCCGUGCCGGCCGACCGAUACGCGCUGCUACGGCCGACGCGCCGAGCGACAUACUGCGGUUCCGUAUCAGUGAAAGGGAGCGUAGAAGGAGGAGGAGAAGGGAUCCGACACGAGACGAAUUCUUCGUGCCGGUGCCCGAGUCCAUGCCCAUGGUCCUCACCGCCGUCGCCGUCGCCCUCUUCGCUAAAGUCCUCAUGAUGUACGAUGAAUCCAAAGCACAAGAGAGGCUGGAGCGUAAAAUACAAAAAGCUCCUCCUGAGCAAGGAACCGUGAGGAUGCUUACCCGUGAAGAGUGGGAUGAGAUUCAAGAAGUUAGACCAAGGACUCCUUUUGAAUCUAAGCUUGCUCGACCCAACGCGCGAUUGAGAACUGGGGAGCCAUUACACAUGGAAGACGUAAAGGACUGGACAAUAGACGUGCUUACGGAUGCUCUCACUAGAGCAGAAGAAAGCGCAAAACACAAGUGAAACUUUGGAGUGGCUUUCCGUUAUUGACAAUGUAAUAACACUGUCUCGAUAACACUUGGAUAAAAUCCACUCUGUGGAAGAGAAGUUUGACAUGCUGUUGAUAUCUUGAAAAUCAAGUUGGAAAUGGAUCCAUACUAAGAUGAUAAGACUUGAAUCAGAUCAGUUUCAAGUGUACGAUGGCGCUUUUUCUGUAAAUCAGCACAGGAAAUCUUAUAUUGAUUGAGUGAUAUCAAAGGUGCAAGAUUGAUUUUGUUUCUCUGACAAGUUGAAGAGGUAGCUUGUGUUUCGGCUUCAAUGGGCCUUUCUGGUUUGCAAGUAAGCUGUAUUAUAGAUUUUACAGAGAAUUGUUGCUCAAAUCCUUACCUUUUUUUUAUUGGUCACAAAUACCAUUGUUGGUCACAGAUACCAUUGUAGCUCGAACUUCCAAUUCAAAUCCCGUGGAUCAUCUAUGA
Messenger RNA from Asparagus officinalis (garden asparagus), 1013 nucleotides. RefSeq lists its product as uncharacterized. NCBI's taxonomy places the organism in Eukaryota, Viridiplantae, Streptophyta, Magnoliopsida, Asparagales, Asparagaceae. The record is from RefSeq and is a predicted model, not a curated record.